This is a messenger RNA of Argiope bruennichi, 1195 nucleotides long. RefSeq names its product ubiquitin recognition factor in ER-associated degradation protein 1-like (gene Ufd1-like). The record is from RefSeq and is a predicted model, not a curated record. NCBI's taxonomy places the organism in Eukaryota, Metazoa, Arthropoda, Arachnida, Araneae, Araneidae. Gene Ontology annotation, cellular component: VCP-NPL4-UFD1 AAA ATPase complex. The coding region runs from base 233 to 1132 and encodes 299 amino acids. Gene Ontology annotation, molecular function: polyubiquitin modification-dependent protein binding. The transcript is spliced from 12 exons.
CUAAAUCUCAUGUACUGCUUCAGCAAAAUUCUUGAGGGGAGUCAUUAUGUUUCUAUCAGUAAUGACUUCUGCGAUUCACCCAAUUCCCUCAGUUCCUGAAUUAUUUCGUUAGUAUUUGGCAUCAGAUAUGAUAUGUUUGUUUUCCUUCUUGGAUGAAUUGUAAAUUUCGUUUCAAAUCGAGUAACUAAGUCAAUUAGCGUACAUUAAAUUUUUUAUAUAUCUAAAACUAAAAAUGUUCUCAUUCAAUGUCUUUCAUGAGCCUGUAAGACCAUUUAACACUCAAUAUCGUUGUUAUUCUGUGUCUAUGUUGCCUGGAAAUGAACGUCGUGAUGUGGAAAAGGGUGGGAAAAUUAUUAUGCCACCAUCUUCAUUAGACCAUUUAGCUCGUUUAAAUAUUGUGUAUCCUAUGUUGUUCAAGUUGACAAAUAAAAAAACCAAUCGUUGUACACAUUGUGGAGUAUUGGAAUUUGUGGCUGAUGAAGGUAAAGUCUACUUGCCUUAUUGGAUGAUGCGAAAUCUUCUACUAGAAGAAGGUGGAAUGCUGCAUAUUGAAAAUGCUACUUUACCUGUAGCUACAUUUUCAAAGUUUCAGCCACAGAGUGAAGAUUUUCUUGAUAUUACUAAUCCCAAAGCUGUGUUAGAAAAUGCUUUGCGGAAUUUUGCUUGUCUCACUACUGGUGAUCUUAUUGCAAUUGAAUACAAUGACAAAAUAUAUGAAUUUUUAGUUCUUGAAACAAAACCCCAGAAGGCAGUUUCAAUAAUUGAGUGUGACAUGAAUGUAGAGUUUGAUGCUCCAGUUGGUUAUAAGGAACCAGAACCUAGACCUGCCGUUGAAGAAGAUAGUAAUCCUGCAUUAAAGGAGAUUGAGCUACCACCACCAGAUUCUUUUAUUGCAUUUCGAGGCAAAGGUAACCGGUUAGAUGGCAAAACUAAAGGUACAGAAUUGCCAAUCACUGCAUUAAAUGUUCCACCACCAAAGAGAGGAAUUCCUGAUUAUGAUUAUGAAAUUGGAACUCUCAGAUUUAUACGCACAACUAAAACCGAAGAUAUCGAUAAUGAUAAACCAAUUGAAGAUGCUUUCUCUGCCUUCUCAGGGAAAGGCUGGACUUUAAGACAAAAAAUUGGGAAUUGAGUUUUGAAAUAAUAACUGUACGUGUAUAUUUAUUAACAAAAAUUAAAUUGUAUAUUCCUUUUA